GCUACAUAGAAACUGCUCGACGCUCUACCGACUGUAGUGUAGUGACUGCAAUGCCAAAUCUACCAACUCGAGGAUCGGCCUAUGUCGAACAGGUUUUAAGGUUUCAUCGUUGGAGUGCAAAUGUCAUUGUCGUUUCACCAUAAGCCACAUGAAAUAUUGUGCAGGGAUCAACAGUUGCCUUUAACAAUUGGACAAAGCAGUACGGCGAUAUAGUUGGGUUCUUCAACGGAGCGGUGCCUUUUCUCCUGGUUAAAGAUGUUGACCUGUUAAAGAAAGUUCUAAUCGAAGACUUCCACGUGUUCUCUGAACGAGGGACCCUCCUGAGUGUCAUGCCUGCGCCCGUAAACCCGGAUGCACUCGUGUUCGCGGCACCCGCCCACCGCUGGAAGUUCAUGAGAGGAGCAAUCAGUCCGGCGUUCACGACGAGCAAGUUGACGCAGGCGUUCAAGAUAUUUGAAACCUCCAGCGAGGCACUGGCGGACAUUGUCGGAAAGCAAAGUGCUGUCGACACAUCAGUGGAUGCAAUGCUGCUGUUACGGCGAUACGCCUUGGACACGAUUCUCAAGGCCGGCUUCGGCGUCGACAUGGGCGUGCAGAAAACCAAACCUGGUGGGUUUUGGGACAAGCUCGCCGUUGAAAGUGCCCGACUGUUGGAUUCACUCGGUCUGCAAGGAAUCACGUUAAUAGCAAAUUGUCUGCCAGAACUUCAGACCCUUUUCUUGUGGCUGGCGACGGUUACUGCAUGGUGCACGGAUAAGUUCAUCGCUUUAGUCGAGGACCUGGUGAAACCAGUCGUUGAGCGGCGCUGGGAGAUGAAGUCAAACAAUGCUGGCGACAUCCUCCAGUUUCUCCUUAACAGCGAAGACGUGGAUGCCGCCACAGGCAAUCAAUUUCAUAGCCGCCUAUCUAGAUCGGAUGUCUUGGUCAAUGCGUGUGUUUUAGUCUCAGCCGGGUUGGAUAGCACGGUUCACACAGUUGUCUCGGCUCUGUACUCCGUGGCCAUGCAUACAGACAUCCAAGAAAGGCUGAGAAAAGAAAUUCACGCCGUGCUGGAGGAGGAGGGUCAGCUCACCUAUCAGGCUGUCGGACGUAUGAAAUACCUCGGCAUGGUGAUCAAGGAAUCGAUGCGUCUGUAUUCUCAAAACGUUGGGUUCGUUGCAAGACGUGCGGUUUCCGACUACACGUACAAAGACAUUUUCAUACCAAAAGGUGUGAACAUAUUAGCCGCUGCAAGCUGCCUCAACAUAAACCCGGACAUAUGGAGUGAUCCAACUGUGUUUGACCCCGAGAGAUUUAGCGAUGAGAACAAGGCUAGCAUCAACCCCGUUUCUUACCUGCCUUUCGGAAGCGGUCCACGUAACUGCGUAGGCCGUAGGUUUGCCACGCUGAACGUCAAAACAGUUAUGGCCACGUUGCUGUCAAGAUAUCAAGUACGUUUGGACGAAGAGCGCCACAAGGAAGGUCUGGAGUUCAGGAGCAAUUUCAUCACCUCAUGCCUGCCGCGCUCCGUGUGGUUCAAGUUUGAGAACGUUUAACCAUUGGUUUCUCUUACCCAACAACUGCACCACCGCCAUUGGGCUUUAAGCUAAUAAACCAGAUAUUUUCGUCUUGCAUGAACAUUA
Dermacentor albipictus is the source of this 1622-nucleotide messenger RNA. Its product is annotated as cytochrome P450 3A31-like. The record is from RefSeq and is a predicted model, not a curated record. Gene Ontology annotation, molecular function: monooxygenase activity; oxidoreductase activity, acting on paired donors, with incorporation or reduction of molecular oxygen; iron ion binding. Lineage: Eukaryota; Metazoa; Arthropoda; Arachnida; Ixodida; Ixodidae.